Vicugna pacos (alpaca) is the source of this 1685-nucleotide messenger RNA. Its product is annotated as melanoma-associated antigen B1-like. Lineage: Eukaryota; Metazoa; Chordata; Mammalia; Artiodactyla; Camelidae. Gene Ontology annotation, cellular component: nucleus. Gene Ontology annotation, biological process: negative regulation of transcription by RNA polymerase II. The record is from RefSeq and is a predicted model, not a curated record.
GACGCUUGGCCGGAUGCGGCUGCCCUCCGACUUCCGCUUCUGAGGCGAGGCGCUGAACCGGCAGACGCAGCGUUGUUCGGCCCAGGGCGGUUUCCAAGGACUCCUUCGGAGCCAAGGAUCCAGCAUCUCCUACUAUCCUGCCCACACUCCUGCCUGCUCUCCCUGACCAUAGUCAUGCCUCGGGGUCAGAAGAGUAAGCUCCGUGCGCGUGAGAAACGCCGCCAGGCCCGGAGUGAGACCCAGGGUCUUGAGGGUGCUCAGGCCACUGCAGGAAAGAUAGAAGAGGCCCCAGCCUCCCCCACUCCUGUUUCUGGGGGCACUCCCCCGGGCUCUCCUACUGCUGGCACUCGCCAGAAGCCUCAGGGAGCCCUCGCCACUAGCUCUCCUGAUGCAGGGGCUUCACGCCCAAGAUCUGCUGUAGGUGCCAAGGGCCAAGUUAAGAAAAGUAAAAAUUCCUCCCAGGCCUCAACCUCCAAGGAGAGCUCUCACGAAGAUCCUCUAACCGGGAAGGUAGGAAUGUUGAUGCAAUUCCUGCUAGAGAAGUAUAACAUGAAAGAGCCCAUUAUGAAGGCAGACAUGCUGAAGCUUGUCAACAAAAAGUAUAAAGGGCGCUUCCCUGAGAUCCUUAGGAGAGCCACUGAGCGCCUGGAGCUGGUCUUUGGCCUUGACUUGAAGGAAGUCAAGCCCAGUGGUCACUCCUAUACCCUUGUCAGCAAGCUAGAUCUCACCGAUGAUGGAAGUCUCAGUGGCGGCUGUGGACUUCCUAAAAACGGGCUUCUGAUGCCUCUCCUGGGUAUGAUCUUCUUGAAUGGCAACCGUGCCACUGAGGAGGAGACCUGGGAAUUCCUGAAUAUUUUGGGCAUCUAUGAUGGGAAGCAGCAUUUAAUCUUUGGGGAGCCCAGGAAGCUUAUCACAGAAGAUUUGGUGAAGGAAAAGUACCUAGUGUAUCGUCAGAUGCGCAACAGUAAUCCUCCUCGCUAUGAGUUCCUGUGGGGCCCAAAAGCCCGCGCUGAAACCAGCAAGAUGAAAGUCCUGGAGUUUUUGGCCAAGGUCAAUGAUACGGUCCCCACUGCCUUCCCAACCCAUUAUGAAGAAGCUUUGAAAGAUGAGGAAGAGAGAGCCCAAGCCAGAGCCGCUGCCAGGGCUCGUGCUGCUGCCAAAGCUGCUGCACGUUCCAAGGUCAAGUCACGUCCAGCAGUUCCUCCCGCCCCUAGUGACGUCUGAGCAGAUUUUUCACUUCAUUUUUGAUAAACGCUGCCAAGCUUUCAAGUAGUGAGAGGCUAAGUUGAUAUAAAUCUUUUUGCGUUCCUGUUAUACCUGAUAUCUUUCAAAUGUUUCUUUGAAUAGAAUGUUUAUUUAGGUUCAGAGUCCAAGUUUAUAAAUGACAUGGAUCAUACAUUUGUUGUUGUUUAUCAGGUUUAAGAGUUUUGGUAUUGUGUAGUACAGUCCUUGCAUCUUUUUGGGUUUCAGAACAAGAUUGAUAUGGCUUUGGGGUGGGAAUUUUCUUGGAAAUGUGAAAGAAGGCUGCAAAAUAUAGCUAUGGUUUUAAAAUAGAUGAAAACAAAGUACAAUAUAGUCAAAUUGUGAUUUGUCUUAUUCAUCUUUGCAUUUCUCUUUGGAAAAUUCAAAGAUACACACUUGGAUGUCCUUAACUUACUCAAGAAUGCAGAUAAAAUUAAGUAGUA